Molecule: messenger RNA, 290 nt
Organism: Symbiodinium pilosum
Lineage: Eukaryota; Dinophyceae; Suessiales; Symbiodiniaceae
Source: the annotation of a GenBank genome assembly
GACUGCAAAUCGUCACCGGAGCAUUUCUUCAGGAAGAUGAACGAGUGGACCAACAUGGAGGAUGGCGAGAAGCUGUCCUUGCUCAAGCAGCUCCGCGACGCAAGCAAGGUUGAGAGGAGUGAGAAGACACUUGCACAAGUUCUUUGCGCUGUUGCCGCGGCCCUGUCUCCUCCUCGAGCAUCCUCGGAAUGCAAAGAGCUUAUUGGGAUCAUGGCACAUGGUGCAGGACGAGAUCAGGAAGCAAAUGUUGCAGUGGCACUGAAGCUGCAGGGCCGCAUCAGAUUCUUGCU